This is a messenger RNA of Penicillium paradoxum, 4500 nucleotides long. Its product is annotated as putative ubiquitin-specific protease UBP12. The transcript has 5 exons. Gene Ontology annotation, biological process: protein deubiquitination. NCBI's taxonomy places the organism in Eukaryota, Fungi, Ascomycota, Eurotiomycetes, Eurotiales, Aspergillaceae. The record is from RefSeq and is a predicted model, not a curated record. Gene Ontology annotation, molecular function: cysteine-type deubiquitinase activity. Bases 1 to 4500 code for a protein of 1499 amino acids.
AUGGUCUUCACAAUAGGAUCACAAUCAGACCAGAACCAUGAUUGGGAUGCCAAAUUCGCUUCACAACCGGAUCCCCUUCUACUUCCACCAAAAGGAAGGAAGGGCGCUGCUUUGAUCCUAUCUUCUUUUUUUCCCUGGUUGCCCCGAGCUGCGACACGAGGUGCGCAGCUCAUCGCCACGACGUCUUCACCAAAGCGCCGCAAAGUUUCCCCAGAGCCUCGCACCAGUCCAGGCCUUCGGGCUCGACGUCACGGCCGCUCCGAACCUCCACACUCUCGCCACACAUCUUCGUCCUCUCGCCGCGGCCAGAGUCCGUCGUUGUCUCCGCCUCGAUACGUGCCUGCGCAUCUGCAGUUCCAGACCGGAAGUCCGCCUGGCCGCUCGCUUACCCCCGCGACCGCGACCGCCGGACUCACCCUCCACAGCGACAUUUCCGAUAUGCCCUCCGAUACUCGAGAGGGUACACCUCCCACUAAUGGUCGUUCCCCUUCUCCCGGCGAGAAGCGCCCCGCUUCCGAGAUCACAGACUCCGACCCCGAGGGAGGUGUGAGCACGACUGCCUUUGCUAGCAACGCGCGCAACGAGAAUAUUCCCCGCACAUCUGAUGCCGCCAGCGACAUAUAUCCUACCCCUUCGAGCAACGGCAAUGCCGGAUCAUCACUCUCAGAUGACGAGAAGUCCACGCCGGGCUCGCCCGACCCAAAGGGCAUCCCUACAGUCGACGAGCAAGUGGCCGAGGUUAACGCGCUGAUGCAAACCCCAUUGAAGGAUGGACAAAAGGGUUAUGUGGUUUCAAUGAACUGGCUGAAGAAAGUGCUUGCACGCACUACGGCCCAUGCAGACCACAACGACAAAGAAUCAUUGGAAGCCGACGUUGGUCCGGUCAACAAUUUGAACAUCAUGCUCGAUACCGACCAGGCCUUGCCCAGCGUCAAAGAUGAAACUGGUGAAUUGUUUGUGCCUAUGCGCCCUGGCUUGCACGAAGCCCUUGAUUUCACAGUCAUCCCACAGCACGGAUGGCAACUGAUCCAGAAGUGGUAUGGUCUUGCUGACCAGUCGCCGGUCAUCAUUCGCUACGCUCACAACAUCAACCAACCUGGCGAAACUGAAAAUAUCGAAUAUGAGAACUAUCCUCCAAUCUUCACCGUUUUCAAGUUGGCCAACCCGGCCGCGGGUACCACACCGGCCACCUUGAGAGAGACCAACAAGCCGUCGGUGAAGGUACUGGCUAGCCGCUACACAAGCUACCAGAAAUGGCUCAGGGAUGCAAAAGAGCAGGCUGGAAUUGAUAUGGCGACCAAGGUUCGAGUUUGGAACAUUCUUCAGCUACCUCGCAGCACCAACGCAUCGGCUUCGGCAACUCCAGCUGCCUCCCGCACCCAAUCGCCGGCUCCCCCUCUGGCUCUCAUCUCCAACCCCAACGAUAAGCUCCUUUUCGAUUUGAACGCUUUCCUCGAACUUUCGGAGGGUAGUCACCGGGUACUGCUUGCAAAUGUCAAGGAUCAAACUCAAAAUGCAAACUACAACGGUCGUAUGACUUUGAACAUGGCUGGUCUUGGUACAGCGAACUGCGUCAUUCUCGAGGAACAGGUCGGUGGCUCCAAGGGUGGAGAAUGGAUAUCCGAGGUCUCGGCCAAAACUCUCAAGAGCCUGGGGAUCCCCGUGGAUACGAUGAAAAAGGAUGCUCUCACCAAAGUCACUGCCCCCAAAGCCGCGAUCAAAAGCGCACAGUCCAGCGGAAAGCUCACUCCUGCCCUGCCAAAUGAUCCGAUCAGGGGCCUCAUUACUAGAGGCCGAAAAGGUCGCCAGCUUGUUGUGGGUUUGCAAAAUCUCGGCAACACUUGUUACAUGAACUCAGCAUUGCAAUGUGUGCGCAGCAUUGAAGAAUUGUCCUACUACUUCCUCAGUGAAAUGUACAAACGAGAGCUGAAUCCUACUAAUGUGCUUGGAUGCGGCGGUGUCAUUGCUAAGCAAUGGGCCAAUUUGCUUCAGGAACUCUACAAAUCAGACCCCCAGCCGAGAUCUGUUAACCCUUCAAGGUUUCGCUCUGCCGCUGGUCGGCAACGUGAAGAAUUUGCUGGCUUUGAGCAACAUGACAGUCAAGAAUUUGUGAUGUUCCUCCUUGAUGCGCUGUCAGAAGAUCUUAGCCGCAUCGUUGGCAGCAAGCCAGCCACUACCAUCCCCGACUCAACUGAUGAAAUGAUUAACGAUCGCAAGGCGCUUGAAGCUUUCGGAAAGACAUGUUGGGAUCUCUACGAGUCUCGCAACGCCUCCGUUAUCACUGACCUGUUUGCCGGAAUGUACAAGUCGACAUUGAUUUGUCCCACUUGUGAAAAGACCAGCAUUAUCAUGGAUCCUUUCACCAUGGUCACUGUGCCCAUCCCAUCGGGUCCGAACCUCGUUAAUCGAACGAUUAUCUUCUUGCCCCUUGAUGGUCCACCCGUGUCUUUGAGGGUUCGACUUGAUGAAAACGAAACCUUGAAGUUCUGGAAGAAUUUCGUCGCCCAGAAGAUGGGUAUUGAAGGAGAACGUAUCUUCGCUGCGGAAACUCUACACCAUUCUUUCUGGCAAACCUUUGAGGCCGACGAUGAUAGUUUCGGCAGUCUGCGCACGCGUCCAGAUGAUACCAUUGUAUUUGUUGACAUGGGUCCUCUUCCAACAUCUACAAAAUCUUCACAGCCGAUCUCUGCAAACGAUGAUGGAAUUAUUGUGCCGGUUUUCCAUCGCAAGCUUGCCCCGCAGAAGAAACGGGAAGACUCUCGUGACCUUUUCGGGAUGCCCUCCUUCAUCCGGCUUUCUAGUGAAGAAGCUCAGGAUCUUGAGGCCAUUUACCGCAAGCUUCUGGCGCAGGCCAAUAACAUGACUACACGCGACAUCUUGAGUACCGAGGAAAACAGCGCCGACGAGCAACGAACAGAUGACUCUGACACUGUGGUCACAAACGAGGAUGAUGCACGAUCAGCAGAUUCCCGAAUCAAGACAUCUUCUGUUGACGGAGAAGACAGCAUUGUUGACAUUUCCAUGCAAACUACCGAUGAUUCCACACCUGCAGAGGACGCCGAGGAGUCGGAUUCUGACUCUGGAUCAACCAGGUCUCCUCAGCAUCCUUUGGCAGGCAAAAUUACUGCCAAUUUGUUGAGUCUUUUCGAUGCGAAGGUCAUGAGCACCAACACUCAUGUGCCCGAUGGACGCAAUAUUUCUUCCACUAAAAAUUAUCCCCUCCUUUCCUCUCGCAUUGCAUCACCCACAGUUUCCACCAAGACACUUGAUGCUGCAUCCAAGACCUCCGCAGAUGACAACAGUGAUGAUUAUUUCGAUACAGAUGGAUCAGACACAGAAUCAACUUCUCCGCUUCCACUGCUUCGCCAAGGUGACGCUAUUCUGAUCGACUGGACUGCCGAUGCCGCUGAUGCCCUUUUCGGUGGCAAGCCACGUGACCCCAAUGAGCUUCGUGGUCGGCCUUCUUACUUGAACAUCAAGAGUGUCUUUGAUUUCAAUCUUGCACCAACUCCGAAAAAGCUGAAAAAAUCGGUUUAUUCUCUUGACGAAUGUCUGGAUGAGUUCAGCAAGGAGGAGAUUCUUUCCCAGGCAGAUAGCUGGUACUGCCCUCAGUGCAAAACCCACGUCUCAGCCACGAAGAAGUUUGAGCUGUGGAGAACCCCGGAUAUUCUGGUUGUUCAGCUCAAGCGAUUCAGCCAAUUCCGCGGAAGACUCUAUGGAAACAAAAUCAACACUGUCAUCGACUUCCCUCUCGAGGGUCUUGAUUUGAGCAGCCGAGUGCAAGGACCCACCGAUGGAAAGAGUGCUGUGUACGAUCUGAUUGCCGUCGACAACCACAUGGGUGGACUGGGUGGUGGCCACUACACCGCCUACAUCAAGGACUUUGUCUCGGGUGCUUGGGUUUAUUGCAACGAUACCUCUGCCCGCACAGUCACGGACCUUGACUCCAUCAUUUCAGCGGGUGCUUACCUUCUGUUCUACCGCCGUCGCUCUGAUCGUGCACUGGGCAACCAAGAGCUGCAGGAGCUGGUUGAAUCUUACCGGGACAACUCAUCAAGUGACUCCGCAGGUUCCUCUGCCUCCCGCAGUGCUCACGGUUCCCAGUCACCAGACGACGGUGGUCGCCGGCUUGGCGGGCCAGCCCCCUUGGCCAGAGCAAAGGUGGCACCCCGAGUGUGCAAAGGACAAGACUCCCUCGGCAACGAUAUCUACUCUUCCGCAGAGGAAAGCACUUCGGAUUCGGAGGACGGCGGCAGCUCAGGUAAGAAAAUCGACUUCGAGCACGAGACCGGGGGAUCGCAGGUCGAAUCCCUCAGCAAGCUCACGGAACCCUCCUGGUCAUUCGACGACGCUCACGCCGAUUCGCAGAUUACCAGUGGUAAUUCUGCCACCGAAGAUGGCCACCUGGACGGUCAUGUUCCAUGGGGCGACCCCAUGGACAUUGACCAGCCGUUUCAGUUUGGACUCACUUCUGGGGGGGGAGGAGGAUUCCUCCGAUGA